Molecule: messenger RNA, 3237 nt
Organism: Euleptes europaea (tarantolino)
Lineage: Eukaryota; Metazoa; Chordata; Lepidosauria; Squamata; Sphaerodactylidae
Gene: SACK1G
Product: family with sequence similarity 83 member G
Exons: 6
Coding region: 1-3237 (1078 amino acids)
Biological process (GO): BMP signaling pathway
Cellular component (GO): cytosol; nucleus
Source: RefSeq, a predicted model, not a curated record
AUGGCUUACUCCCAAGUCCAGUGUUUGGACGACAGCCACGUCAACUGGCGGUCCAGCGAGUCCAAGCCCGAAUUCUUCUACAGUGAGGAACAGAGGCUGGCUUUGGAAGCCCUGGCGUCCAAAGGUCCCGAAGCCUUCUACGAGGUCCUGAAGAAGGAGAACAUCAGGGACUUCCUUUCCGAACCGGAGCUCCAAAAGAUCCUGGAGACGCUGGAGACGUACGAUCCUGGCUCGGAAUAUAUCCCCCGUGGAGGGGAGCACGGCGAUGUCGGCAGCCAAGAUGGGGAGCAAGGCCCCUUGCCCUCUCUGGAGUACUGGCCGGAGAAGUCGGACCGGUCCAUCCCCCAGCUGGACCUCGGGUGGCCAGAGAGCGUCGCUUACCGGGGCGUGACACGGGCCACCGUCUACAUGCAGCCCCCCAUCGACUGCCAACCCCACGUCAAGGAGGUGAUCCGCAAGAUGGUCUUCCAAGCGCAAAAGGUCGUGGCUGUCGUGAUGGACAUGUUCACCGACGUGGACAUCUUCAAGGACCUCCUGGAAGCCGGCUUCAAGAGGAAGGUGGCCAUCUACGUCAUCUUAGACGAGAGCAACCUGAAGUACUUCCUCCAGAUGUGCGAGAGGGCCCAGAUGCAUGCUGGCCACUUGAAGAAUCUCAGAGUCCGCACGAUGGGUGGGACCGAGUUUUUUACUCGCUCCGCUACGAGGUUCAAGGGGGCCUUGGCUCAGAAGUUCAUGUUUGUGGAUGGCGACAAAGCCGUAACCGGGUCUUACAGCUUCACCUGGUCUGCUGCGAGAACCGACCGGAACGUCAUUUCGGUCCUCUCCGGUCAGGUGGUGGAGGCGUUUGACAAGCAGUUCCAAGAACUGUACCUUCUGUCUCGGGGAGUCAGCCUGAAGUCCAUCCCGAUGGAUGAGGAGCCCGAACCCGAGACCAUGAUCCUGCCUUCUGUUAUUCCCGUGACUCCGGCCAACGCCACAGUGAAGAAAAUGGUCAACCCUAAGUACGCCCUGGUGAAGGCCAAGAGCGUCGAGCAGGUGACCAACAGCACUCCCGCAAGCAGUGACCGGAAUCCCACCGACCAACGUAGGGCAGAAGCCAAGGGGAAGGCCAUUCUGGAAGGACGGGUGUCUGAGCGGCCGAGCGGCCUCGUGGAGAUAGCCCCACCUAUCCACCCAGGGCUCCUGAACCUGGAAAAAGCCAACAUGUUUGACUACCUGCCCACUUGGGUCGAGCCAGACCCAGAACCGGGGAGCGAGAUACUGGGUUACAUCAACAUUAUCGACCCCAAGCUGAAAAACGUCCAGCUCUCCCAAAUGAACCGCAUCAAAGUGUGCGACAUCUCCCAAGCCAACGCACAGCACAGGCAGAUGCUCAAACAGAAAAAGCAAGGUGCUAAAAGAAAUCAGGGCAGCCAGCCUGCCCCUACCUCUCCCUGCCAUCUUGAUGCCGCUUCUUCCUCCGUCCAAAUUCAGGAAGCCCCUAACCCUACGGGACACAUCCAAGGGGCCCCUAACCCUACAGGAGACAUCCAACAGACCCCUAACCCUACGGGACAAAUCCAACAGACCCCUAACCCUACGGGACAAAUCCAACAGGCCCCUAACCCUACAGGACACGUCAAAGGGGCCCCUAACCCUACAGGAGACAUCCAACAGACCCCUAACCCUACAGGACACUUCCAACAGGCCCCUAACCCUACAGGACACGUCAAAGGGGCCCCUAACCCUACGGGAGACAUCCAACAGACCCCUAACCCUACAGGACACUUCCAACAGGCCCCUAACCCUACAGGACACGUCAAAGGGGCCCCUAACCCUACGGGAGACAUCCAACAGACCCCUAACCCUACAGGACACUUCCAACAGGCCCCUAACCCUAAAGGUCACAACCAAGAGGCUGCUAACACUACGGGACACAACCAGGAGGUCACUAAUGCUAUGAGUCACAACCAGGAGGCCGCUAACACUACAGGACACAACCAAGAGGCCCCUAACUCCAUAGGACACAUCCAGGAGGCCCCUAACCCUAGCCCAACUGAAAGGACUCACAGGAAACCCAAGCCGGGAGAUGCCUUUGCCACUUUGGCCUUCAGUGAGCACUUGAAGCAACCCCCAUGGACAAAGGUUCAUGAGCCAAUGGCAGACAACAGCGUCACUCCCCCAGUCCCCAAACCGAGGACCAUCCACGUGACGGACUUCAUCUCCAUGAAAAGCGUACCUGUCGAGGGUGGAGGUGCCGUAGCAGAAGACACCCGGCUGCAGCACCAGGAAACGGACAGCACCGAAACAAAGGAUGGAGAAAGUCCGGGAAGGGCCGGAGACGGGGGGAGGCAGGCCGCCGUCUCUCAGAAAUCUGCCCUCUGCCCCGUGAAUGGGGUGCGAGGGGGCGAGGCGGACGAGGACGAGGAAGAGGACUUCCUAACCUUCAGCGACCAGGGGAGUUUGUCCAGCAGCUCCCCGGCCCACAGCCACCCACACUCCAACGCAUCGUCGGUCUCGGACGAGUACUUCGAGGUGAGAGACCGCUUUGGGCCCCUCCGCCGGACCAAUUCCGACUGCCUCCCCAACGGAGGAGGAGGGCACAGCCCUUACCUGGGCUUGCAAAGGAAACUGAGCGAGCCACAUGUGAGCCGGGGCACCUUCGUGAGCCCCCUGGGCAGCCCUCUGCCAUCGUUGAGCGCGGGUUUGGAAGAGGCUGGCAGGAGGCGGAGGCGAAGCGACAGCGUGGAAGAGAUUAGGUGUGUUUUGGGAAGGGGCCGUAGCCCGCGUGCUUUACCUGACGGCUACAUUACCUGUCCGAGCAAUGCCCCACAGGGACCACAGUUUUUCUGCUACGGAUCCCGGGUGCAACUGUCAGCAGGCAGAGGGAAAGGCGGCACCCCGGCAGCACCCCGGAGGAAAAUCCCAGGAGACUGCAGAGAUCACCGGGAUGGAGCAAGGGAUAAAAAGGGCCCCACAGGCAACCACCAGCCAAACAACAGCUUCGGUCCCGGCAAGCACCCGCAACCCUGCCGCCUCCCCCAAGGGAACAUCCAAGGGAUGGCCGAUUUCUCGAGAGCAACCGGGGGCACGCUGUCCCCAUUCCAAGAAAGCCAGAGGUUACCGGAGGAAAUAAGAACGCCGCUGGGCAUUCCCUUGUCCAAACUGUCCCAAUCCAAACAUCUGAAGAACAGGGUAUCCCAGGUGUCCGAUCCUAAGAAGAAACCCCACGGAACUGCCAGUUGCAAGGACCAGUAG